Acaulospora colombiana is the source of this 173-nucleotide messenger RNA. NCBI's taxonomy places the organism in Eukaryota, Fungi, Glomeromycota, Glomeromycetes, Diversisporales, Acaulosporaceae. The record is from the annotation of a GenBank genome assembly.
AUGAUUAUCCAAGAAGCCACAGAUCACAUUCACGAGAUCCAAGUAAUCGACGGUCACAUUCAUGGGGUCAUCAAAGUUGUCAUUAUCGACAUAGGCGAAAUGGGUCUCGACAUAGACGAAAUUCAGAUCGCGAAGAAUCUCAACAUGGUCGUAAAAGUCAACAUUCUCAAUUU